This is a messenger RNA of Funneliformis caledonium, 192 nucleotides long. NCBI's taxonomy places the organism in Eukaryota, Fungi, Glomeromycota, Glomeromycetes, Glomerales, Glomeraceae. The record is from the annotation of a GenBank genome assembly.
GCAUUGGCGGUGAAGUUAUGAGUUGCUUUGUGCUGACAGUUGCUGCGUCUGUCCAGGCAUUGGCGGUAGUAGUUGAUCCACUGAUUUUGCUGAAGUUUCUUGCGACUGUCCAGGCAUUGGCGGUAAGAACUUCCCUUGUGCCUUUUGAUACUCGAGAGAAGCCAUAUCUUCAUGUCUGUCCAGGCAUUGGCG